AUGGAACACGAAAAGGUAGUCGCCAGCAAUGGUGCAUUAGGGAAAGAUCAUGACAACGAUCACAUCGAAGCUCUUACGCAUGAGCGUAGCUACAAUGACCCUUCCUAUGACGACCAUCGUGCCGACGAUGAUCGAGCAGAUGUAGCUAAGGGCAAGAAUUCCGACAAGUUCGAGAAAAAGUACUGGUUGUCCGUUAAUUUUAUUGGUACCAUGUUCGCCAUCGGCAUGGCUUUCAUGGGUGGUAUCGGAGGUUAUGGUCUCAUUGCACCAGUUCUUGGUGAUAUCAACGCUGAUAUUGGCCCAUCACCCAACAUCUACUGGAUUCCUCUAGUCAACUUAUGUGGCGGUGCCGUCUUUUUCCUGAUGGUUGGUCAACUAUCGGAUAUCUUUGGCAGACGAUGGUUCUUCAUCUUUGGGUCCGCUAUUGCCUUGCUUGGUUCCAUCAUUGGUGCAUUUGCGAAGGACGUGAACACUCUCAUCGUUGCUCAACUAUUCAUUGGUAUUGCUGUGGCAUUCCAACAGUCUUUCUUCUGGGUUGUUGCAGAAAUUGUACCUAUGCGAUGGCGAUACAUCGCAAACUCGUACUGCUAUCUCAUGACAACUCCUACUUCCCCUCUGGCAGCAAGAGUUGCAUACAGCUUUCAAACCUACCCAGGUCAAUGGCGCAACAGCUUCUACUUUUUAAUCGCGAUUAAUGCAACUAGUGUUCUUGCCUGGUAUUUUUUCUACCAUCCACCAACCUUCAGCAUGUUGCAUCGAAAGAAACUCGCUAGGGAUCUCUUCCUCCAUUUCGAUUGGAUUGGCGUCUUCCUUUACAGCGGCAGCUUAUGCAUUUUCAUCUUCGGAAUGAACUGGGGAGGUGUUUUGUAUCCAUGGAACUCACCUCAAGUCAUUGCAACCAUGGCAGUUGGAGGUAUCACCUUGUUUGGUAUCCUGCCUGCUUAUGAAAUCUGGGUCUCGAAGAGAGGCAAGGAACCAUAUCUACCAUUGCACUUGUUCAAGAACAUUCGUUUCAUGUCUGCGGCGUGGAAUACCGGUAUUGGGGCUUGCGUGUACUAUGGUGCCGCAAUUGUCUUCCCACAAGUGGUCAACAACUUAUAUUACGCCGAGGGCAAGAUCAGCGCAUACGAUAUCGGAACAUAUGCUGGUCUCCUCAACAUGGCAUUCGUUUUCGCACAGAUGUGCCAUGGUUUCAUCGUUUGGUUUACAGGACCAAAGUGGGCCAUGAUCGGAGCGGCUGUUAUCGCUGCACCACUGUUGAGUGCUGCCGCCUAUGAUCUCGACAAUAAGAAUCUGACAAUCGGCCUUCUCAUCCCAGGUGCAUAUGCAAUGGGUAUCGUCGAAUCUGUUUCAAUCACAACAUCGACUUUCCCCCUGCGAUCUCAGGAAGAAAUUGGUGCUGGUGGUGGUCUCAGUGGUAGUAUCCGAAAUUUUACCUCAGCAAUCGCUGUGGCUGUCUACACAGCGACUCUGAGCAACCGCCUACUCAAGACUAUCCCUGACGAGGUUUAUCCUGUUGCACGCCAAGCCGGACUCCCUGAAGGUUCUUUGGAAAGCUUGGCCGCUGCUUUGAAGGGGGCAGCCUCGUGGAAUUCCGUGCAAGGCUUGACCCCUGAAAUCAAGGAAGCGGUUCAAGCACCAUUCCGCCUGGCGUUCAAGAACGCAGCAAGUACCGUCUUCUUGGUGGUUUUGGCAUUCUCUGGAACCGCAAUCAUCCUCGCAUGCUUCACUACUAAUAACGAUGUUAGUACGGAGAAUUAUGUUGCUGGUGGCUUGCACGGAAAGAGUGAGGAGAAAUCAUACCAAGAGGAGGUCAAAAACUACCGUCAAUCAUCAUUGAAGACAUCUUCAUAA
This is a messenger RNA of Exophiala bonariae, 1854 nucleotides long. RefSeq lists its product as uncharacterized. Lineage: Eukaryota; Fungi; Ascomycota; Eurotiomycetes; Chaetothyriales; Herpotrichiellaceae. Gene Ontology annotation, cellular component: plasma membrane. Gene Ontology annotation, molecular function: transmembrane transporter activity. The record is from RefSeq and is a predicted model, not a curated record. Gene Ontology annotation, biological process: transmembrane transport. The transcript is spliced from 7 exons. The coding region runs from base 1 to 1854 and encodes 617 amino acids.